AAUGGGAAGUCCUGUGUUUGAUCCCUAGCACUGCACAAAACAAGCACUUGGCGGCAUGCCUAUAAUCCCAGCAUCUGCAGGCAGGGGAUCAAAAACUCAAGGUCAUCCUAGGUUGCACAGCAAAUCUGAGGCCUGGCUGGACACAUGAGACUGUGAUGGUUACAGUGAUGGUCUUCUACCCCUCCUGACUACCCAUUUUCUUCCAAGGUAGCUCUUUUCUUUUUCUGGGGACACUGGAUCUCAGAGCAGUCUGGUGGUGCUGCAGGCCCAUAAUCUAGCUGUUUUGAAGUAGGGGGAGCAGAAGUUGAGGAUCUGCCUGGGCUACAGAGUAUAUGUGGGAUCUCACUAUGCUGCUCUUGAUAGCCUUGGACACCUGGGCUCAAGGAUCCUCCCACCUGAGCCUCAUGGGUAAUUGGGACUGUGCAUGUGCACCUGAUUUUCUCUGUAGAGACUGAAAUGCUAUAGAUUCAUUUAUCAGAGCUGAAAGUCUUUUUUUCUUUUAUACUCUUAGAACUUUGAAUAAAAUAUUGGAUGACAGGUGAUUUCUGGAUGUCAGGAACAUGUCUUAUUAGGAAACCACAGCUUCUCCAAGGAGUCUAUGCCAUGGGCUUCAAUAGACCAUCCAAGAUCCAGGAGAAUGCAUUGCCCAUGAUGCUUGCUGAACCCCCCCAGAACCUGAUCGCCCAGUCUCAGUCUGGUACUGGGAAAACAGCUGCCUUUGUCCUAGCUAUGCUCAGCAGAGUGGAGCCAGCAGACAGACACCCUCAGUGUUUGUGCCUGUCCCCAACAUAUGAGCUGGCACUUCAAACAGGAAAAGUGAUUGAGCAAAUGGGCAAGUUUCAUCCAGAAUUGAAGCUGGCUUAUGCUGUUCGAGGCAAUAAACUGGAAAGAGGUCAGAAGGUCAGUGAGCAGAUUGUCAUUGGUACCCCGGGGACCGUCCUGGACUGGUGCUCCAAGCUGAAGUUCAUUGACCCCAAGAAGAUCAAGGUGUUUGUUCUGGACGAGGCUGACGUGAUGAUAGCAACUCAGGGCCACCAAGACCAGAGCAUCCGCAUCCAGAGGAUGCUGCCCAGAAACUGCCAGAUGCUGCUUUUCUCUGCCACCUUUGAAGACUCGGUGUGGAAGUUUGCCCAGAAGGUGGUCCCAGACCCCAACAUCAUCAAACUGAAGCGCGAGGAGGAGACUUUGGACACCAUCAAACAGUACUAUGUCCUUUGCAAUAACAGAGAGGAGAAGUUCCAGGCCCUGUGCAACCUGUAUGGGGCCAUCACCAUCGCUCAAGCCAUGAUCUUCUGCCAUACCCGGAAAACAGCUAGCUGGCUGGCAGCGGAGCUCUCCAAGGAGGGCCACCAGGUGGCUCUGCUGAGUGGAGAGAUGAUGGUGGAGCAGAGAGCUGCAGUGAUUGAGCGCUUCCGAGAAGGCAAAGAGAAGGUUCUGGUGACCACCAACGUGUGUGCCCGAGGUAUUGAUGUUGAACAAGUGUCUGUCGUCAUCAAUUUCGACCUUCCUGUGGACAAGGACGGGAACCCAGACAAUGAGACCUACCUGCACCGCAUUGGGCGCACGGGCCGCUUUGGCAAGAGGGGUCUGGCGGUAAACAUGGUUGACAGCAAGCACAGCAUGACUAUCCUCAACAGAAUCCAGGAGCAUUUUAAUAAGAAGAUAGAAAGAUUGGACACAGAUGAUCUGGAUGAGAUCGAGAAAAUAGCCAACUGAGAAGCUUCUCCAGCAGCUGACGCCACCCUCAGCACUGUUCCUGCCUGGGAGCCUAGUGCUUUCAUGGCAUAGGCCUUGACAGACACCUCAGAGACCAAGGCCUGAGUAGAGACUACCUACCUCAUUCAGAAUUACGUUUGGACUUGACAAAUUUUCGAAAACAGUAGGACGAAAAUCUAAGGAGAUUUUGCAUUUUAGAAAGUAGUCAGAGCUGGGUGUCCCGGUACACACCGGGACACCCAGCACUUGAGAGGCUGAGUUACAGGACAGCCAGAGACAUGUAGUGAGACACUCUCCAUGCAAGAGUCCUUUCCACUAACCCUUUUAAAGCCAGUUUUCUCUUGUAUGGUAAUAAGGUUGCUGUUGGUGAUGUUUGGGCCCCAGACUGUGUACCCACUCUCUGGCUACAUGUGUUUGGACCAAACUCCAGCCUUGAAUAAGUGACAGAAGAAAAGGUGUUCAGAGAGGCCAGGAGAAGCACAGCAUGGCUGUGGCAGGCUGCCUUUGAUGGAACUAAUAGAGACCCUCUGUACUCCACCCACCCAUACCACCUCCUCAGUUCCUCCCUGGUGAGAUUCUUGGCUACUACUUUAUUUUUCAGGUUGACAGACUCAAGACAUAGGUCUAUUGGGUAGACAGUUCCUUUGAAGAUGGAGUCUGUCUUUACCCCUGCUCACUUCAUCUGUUCUGUGCCUGGCUCCAUUAUUUGGUUCUAGUGCAUAGGGUUUCAUGCCAAGCAGUAAUUUAGAAAGGACGUUAUGACCAAGCAAGACCUCUUUAAUUAUGCUGUAAGCAGGCUUAUGGGUUAUUUCAUACAUUGUGUGAAUAAGAUUAGAUAAAUCCGUGAUAAAACGAAGUUCUAUGAAAUUUUAAAAUAAUUAUGAGAAGCAUUUUACUAAUC
Psammomys obesus (fat sand rat) is the source of this 2617-nucleotide messenger RNA. Its product is annotated as ATP-dependent RNA helicase DDX19A. Gene Ontology annotation, molecular function: RNA binding; ATP binding; RNA helicase activity. Gene Ontology annotation, cellular component: cytoplasmic stress granule; nucleus. Bases 532 to 1716 code for a protein of 394 amino acids. The record is from RefSeq and is a predicted model, not a curated record. NCBI's taxonomy places the organism in Eukaryota, Metazoa, Chordata, Mammalia, Rodentia, Muridae. Gene Ontology annotation, biological process: poly(A)+ mRNA export from nucleus. The transcript is spliced from 9 exons.